This is a messenger RNA of Guillardia theta CCMP2712, 735 nucleotides long. RefSeq lists its product as hypothetical. Gene Ontology annotation, molecular function: RNA uridylyltransferase activity. The record is from RefSeq and is a predicted model, not a curated record. Gene Ontology annotation, biological process: RNA 3'-end processing. Lineage: Eukaryota; Cryptophyceae; Pyrenomonadales; Geminigeraceae. Bases 1 to 735 code for a protein of 244 amino acids. The transcript is spliced from 4 exons.
AUGAUGAGUGUUGAAACUCUGUCCGAUGCCCGUGUUCCUAUCAUCAAGUUUGAGGCCGAUGACGGUCGUGGUUCUGCCUUUCACUGCGAUCUUAGUGUCAACAAUGUUCUUGCCUGUGUCAACACCGACUUGCUCUACACAUACACGAUGCUGGACGCAAGGACGAGGCCUCUGAUUAUGUGCGUCAAGCACUGGGUAAAACAACGUCAAAUUCACAAUGCCUUCAAACGCUAUCUGAGUUCGUACACGUAUGCGUUGAUGGUGAUACAGUACCUGCAGUAUGAACGAGUGCUGCCGUGCUUGCAAAAUAUCCGUCGCGAGGAGGCAAAGUGGAAGAAUGAUCCAUCGUUUUCUGUUCUCUGGAACGGAGAGGCAUACGACUGCUACUUCUACAGAAACUUUGAGACUUUGGCUGGUAACAGCACAAAACUCAGGAACAACUCUUCAUCGCUGGGGCUCCUUCUCGUUGGCUUCUUUCACUUCUACUCCAAUGUCUUUGAGGUUGAUCAAGGAGUUGUGAGCAUUCGGAGUGGAAGACUUCUAAAAAAGAAGGCCAAGGGAUGGGAUUCUCCUGAGGGCUUUAGAAAUCAGCAUAUCCUUUGCAUAGAAGAUCCCUUCGACGUCGACCUUGACUUGGGGAGAUACGUCAUUGGCACCACCGUCAGCGAUAUCCGUGAGGAGUUUGCAAGGGCAUUGGAGAUCCUUCAAGGGUCCGGGAGCUUCGAGGAGGUUUGA